UCGUUCCGGCCAUCGAUCCGCUGGCUGGUGAUGGCGACGGAGGGUCCCGGAUCGCCCAGCGCCCAGGCCAGCUGCGGGAAGUUGCCGCGACGACCGAACGCAGCGAGCCGAGCCAUCGCGCCGCAGAGCCGGGCGCCGCGCAGGGAAGCCCCGCGAUGAGAGCUGCGGCCGCCGGUGGACGCGGGCCGGGCGGAAGCAGGCGGCGGGUCAUCCGUCGGCCACCGACACAGAGACCCGAGGCGGAAGCAAUGGCGCCUUAAAGCCAUGGACUUGAGGUUCCCCGCCGUGGGUGCCUCGUCGCCGCUGGGCGCACCACCGGCGGGCCUGCUCCGCUCGCUGGAGCGGCGGCCGGGUCCCAGUGCGCUGCACGGCGGUCCCCCUCCGGGCCCGGCUGAGCCGGCGGCACCCGACGAGUCCGAGGACCGGCGCAGCUCGCCGCAAAUCGCGGCCAGCGGCUUCUGCUUCCUGGCAGCGCUCUGUUGCUCGGCGGGCGGCUUCUGGGCGUCGGCGGCCGCCACGCGCCUCCUGGGCGUCGUCUUCCUGGUGGUGGGCGCCGCCGCCGUCCUCGCCGCCAUCCUGUUCGUGCCGGCCGGCCGCGACGGCAAGCUGCCCGUGCAUCGGCGCGCGCUGCCGCUUCUGCUGGCACUGGUGCUGUGGGCCGUGGCCGCCUGGAUCAUAUUCCUGGUGGCGCAGAGCAGUGUUCACGGCAAGGGCGUGCUGGCCGCCGUGGCCGCCUUCCUGCUGCUCUUCUCGCUCGUGCUGCUGCGCGUCGUGUGCCGCCGCUGCCGGCACGGCCGGCGGCCGCUCAAGGACGCCGAGGACGCGGUGCAGCUCGAAGACUUCCACCAUGUGAACACGCAGGUGCGAGACACGCUGCGCUUCGGCCAGUUACGCGCUGAUCCGGCCUUCGGUCCAGCAGCCGCCGAAAGCCGACCCCCCGUGGUGCCCACGGCGCCGCCGGAGACGCCGCCGCAGGCGUCGGCCAGUUUCUCCACGUUCGUGCGCGAGCCGCCCUCGGCGCCCGCGGAGCCGCCGCCCUACGACGGCUUCCCGCCGGACGGCAGCCGCUGCCGGACCCCGCCGCCGCCCUACUCCACGCUUGUCUAGGGCGCCGCCAAUAAGGGCACGGACCUGCGUGUGCCCAGCGUGUGUUGUGCGUGCACUGACUGGUGCAGGGCCCGGGCGGGCAGGGCGGCGGGAGGGCCACCGCCCACCCCCGCUAGCGUGGAAUGCCCGAGGCGUAACCGACCCAGGUCGGCACAGCAGGCUUCGGCCGUUCCACAAAUGCACACUGUACGCGUGCUUUUAAACAGGCUUCACGACAAGUUGUAUGAGAGAGAAGAAAGUCUUUUGCUCUGUACCUGCCGAGUGAACGCCGUCGCCAUGACAGGAGCUUUCUGCAGCGAGGCUCGUCGCACCACACGCGAACCGUCUAGAAACGUUAAACUGAAUGUCGAUCCUCACAAUAGCCUGAAGUAGCAUCCAAAGGCAUCUUUCUUAUGCUGCAAACGAAAUGUAUUGCAGAAUGCAGAAAGUCAGUUAUGCUAAUAUUUCUUCGACACAGGCGCCACAGAAAGACGCGAGCACAGGAUGAUACUACCAGCACAAGCGCCGACUCAAAACUCAGAUUCAUUCGAAAUGGACAGAACACUAUAUACCCAAACGUGGUUAAACAAACAAGUGAAAAGUAGCCAUUUAAAUCCAAGAUUUCUUUUUGGCGCAAAACUGACACAUGAUUAUUUUUUAUUAUGUAUGUGCCGUGCCUAUAUAAUUUCCCGAAUUGUCUGAUUACGAUGCCUGGUGACAUGACCCUGGCUGAACUCAGGUGUGCAGUCGCACUCCGGGCAAUUCUGUGGCGUCAUGUCGAAGAAAUGGACCCGUACCAACUCGCCCAACCGACAGUUAUAGUAAUAUUUGACUUACUUGCAGCGGGCAUACAUACAUUAGAAUACAUGUCAACAAGGUUUCUAUAGAAGGCAGAUAACGGACGAGCACGCUUCACGAGGAGAUACACUUCAAAUAAAGCACAGGGGCUGGCGUCGACCACUGUCCCCUAAAUUAUGAGACAACAGCUCAAUACAUCGUUAAUCAUUGAUGAGGCACGAGUGAUAUUUUUUCUAGUCUCGUUGUUCUCUUGUUUUACUAUUUACUACUUUUAAUUACUACAUCCCUUGUCAUAGUGCAGUGUUCCUAGGUUGUUUUUUUUUUUGUGUGUGUACUUUCCUUUCAGUGCGGAUGUGAUCUCAUAAAAAAGUAGCAUUUCGAAUCGCGCCCAGGCCUACAUUGGCCAUCUCCUCCAUCUGAGUCUUCCUUCAUCCUUUCCUUUCUUUCUUCUCCAUUCCCUUCAUUGCCGCAUGUUGUCCUCGUCACCAAUUGUCAACCCUUCCUUUCUGCGCUUAUUGCUUCUCCACAGAUAUAGUUCGCAUGCAACAAAACACUCUUUCCAGGAAAGUUGGGAAUUUAAUGUAGAGUUGGUCAAGUGACUCUUCAGAAUCUGCACUCCGUCGCACAACCAUGCAGUCUAGCGAGAGCUAUCAUGCAUGCUGAGGCACUGAUGAAUGCGCAACAGGAUUUAGUUCUGUGUUUGACAAUCCAGCCGCCUGCAGAACUGCGAGCAUCUGCAGGUUCAAAGAAGGCGAGAAAUGACCGCAAGAUUCCACAAUACACGGCGCGCUUGUCCCGCGCUCCUCGAUUUGUGCGUCGUUGCCAAGUGCAAAGGUGGCGCUGGCCAAGGCCGGCGCCGAUUUACAUGUUGCAUGCACCCGCUUGCUUCUCAAAAAAGCACGACACGACCGUAGUUUCGUAGCCCUGUACGGCCAUAGUGAGACCGAGUGUGUGUGUUCCGCCACCAGAGGCGGACGCGUAGUGUGCGCCGACGGAAUAGGAGAAGUAAAAAAUAAGUGCGUCGAGUGAGGAGACAGGAGGAGGACCGGACGCGGUUCAGGCACUUAAGUGAUCGCGUACCUGAAUAAACAUUUCAUAGUGCUUGCAAGGGGAAUUCCUGAAAUAGUCUGGCUCAGAUCUCCGUAGCUGAGAGCGUAUAGCUGUGUAUAUUGCCCACGCCUACUUCCAUCAUCGCAUCGCUUUCUCCUUUCAGUCACAUCGACCCCUUCCCCAAUUCCCCGCCUUUCACAAACUAGCAACACUUCCCACGAACCCCCACCAUUUGGCGUCCUUAUUCCAGUUUAUUUCCCUUGCCUUUCAUACGUUUCCCUUUACGUACACUAGAUGCCUAGCAUGAGCGGGCAUGCUAUGAGCGAUGCGCACUGUGGGAAUUGUUCCCUCCCUCUCUCACCUCCUCCACACACACACACACACACACACACACAAUUCUUGUCUUCUGUUCUUUUCCGUUCGCUUACGGCCGCCACUUGUAGGGUGCUGUCGUCAUUCCGAGCAUCUCAAUGCGCACCCCUGAAGUUUUCGUACACUCCAAAAAUGCAGACAUUCCUCUACAGUGUAUAAAAAAAUCAAUAAUAAGAAAUAAUGGUUUUCUGAACUGGU
Molecule: messenger RNA, 3504 nt
Organism: Dermacentor andersoni
Lineage: Eukaryota; Metazoa; Arthropoda; Arachnida; Ixodida; Ixodidae
Source: RefSeq, a predicted model, not a curated record